Molecule: messenger RNA, 1395 nt
Organism: Heterobasidion irregulare TC 32-1
Lineage: Eukaryota; Fungi; Basidiomycota; Agaricomycetes; Russulales; Bondarzewiaceae
Exons: 8
Coding region: 1-1395 (464 amino acids)
Source: RefSeq, a predicted model, not a curated record
AUGUAUGAGCUGCUUGCUGUACAUUUCGAUUUCACCUUCUGUGCAAACGUCGAUACUUUGAGACGGACCACGCUCUAUUUCAGCAUGCUAGAACAUCUGCGAGGGCACAUCCGUGUUGCAUCACGUGCAAACGCACUUUCAAGGACAUCGAGGCCUAUACUCAGCACAGAGAAUCUAAGCAUCUCUUUCACUGCAAUACAUGCAAAUGCGACUUCCUCUCUGAAGGUGCUAGAGAGCUGCAUCACCAUAUCUCUGCUAACCAUUCAAGUUGCCCUCGAUGCGACCUUGGCUCAGGUCUCUUGUGUCGCCUGCAACGGCCGUGGGUUUUAUGUAGACGAGUCAGAAGGCCAUUGUCCCAAUCCUUCUAAUCGCCCAAAAUGCGAUCGAUGUGCCGUCGGGGUCGAAACCCUUGAUAAGAACAAUACAUCUCAUUACUCAGAACAUGGACGCGAAGUAUGUCCGUCGGCGUUCGCUACUGCUCAGGAAUUGGAACCGCAUAUCAAAGAAUCUAGUGCCCAUCCACGCACACCAAGUGUACACGUCUUGAACACUCCUUGCUCAUCUUCCUACACUACCGGACCUGCCGUGAGAUCAAGUCCUCACCUCAAGUCGUCUUCGACUGCAUCGCCGAUAGUCCAGGUAACUCCAACGCAGUUUUAUCGUUCCUCGCCAAUGCCCUCAAAUAAAUUAGGGACAUUUGAUCGAUAUCGAGAGCAUAUUUUCAACACUGCGCCUGAUGCUUCGUCAUGCUCGAGCUCAGUCUUCUCUCUUUCCAGCUCCAAGACAAUGACUUCGGCACUAGGAACACUGACCCCUCUUCCUGAAACGGAUGAGGACAUACCUGCAGCUCAUAUGUUGGGAAAUGCGUUGUAUCAUGAAUUCUCGCUUUCACGACACCCGACACCUUUUCAUACGUCGGACCGCACAGGAAAAAGGAGUUGGGCUUCGCCGUCGAUCAGUCGAAGCGCGAAUGAUUCUGUCGAUUCCCCGGCAUCGACUCCUCGUCAGGAUACGGCACCUUCUGUCUUUGAGGAGUUCCUCUUUCAUUUGCCGAGCAUUGAUACACACAAUCUCCCAAAUUCUUUCGAGAGAAUCAAGGAUGCGACUGGUAUCUCGCUCGAGGUCACACCUAGCACAGCUCGAUCGAAGGGUCCCCUUGCACGAACAUCAUUAUCCGGAGAUCUUUCCCGUUUUCACCUUCUCAAAGGUGUCCCUUCUCCUGUAGAAUCUCUCAAACCCCUAGUCAGCCCAUCUCAUGCACAGAGCAACGAGAUCGACAGCGCCAAUGGCAAAACAUCUGUCCAAUCCAUCUCGUUUCAUUGUAGAGUUUGUCGGGUUGAUCCAUGCAGAAAUGUUACUGCAACAGCCUGCGGGCAUAUUUUCUGUUACGAGUAA